Rotaria sordida is the source of this 438-nucleotide messenger RNA. The record is from the annotation of a GenBank genome assembly. NCBI's taxonomy places the organism in Eukaryota, Metazoa, Rotifera, Eurotatoria, Philodinida, Philodinidae.
AUGUCACCUAUAGGUAUUAGUACGCUUUCAGGUGACUGUCGAGAUGAAUAUAUAUCCCUCACUAAGCCUAAAUCGUCUCUAUUUGCAUUUCUAUGUAGUUUCAUCCCUGAAGUUUCGGAAGAAAAUGGGGAUGAUAAUGAAACAAAUUGCGAAUGGUGGCCAUGUAAUAAUCCUUACACUCGAUGUGAUAAUAUUUUUCAUUGUGCCAAUGGUAUUGAUGAAUUCGAUUGCCCUAAUUCUUAUUGUAAUAUUAAUGAAUUUAAAUGUAUUAUUGAUGAUUCUAUCGAUUAUCUAUGUAUUUCUCAAGCUAAUAUUUAUGAAAAACCAAUUAAUUGUAGCAAACAUAAUGAUGAUGAAAUUAUUUGUCGAAAAUUAUUUUAUUCGACUAAUUUAAUUAAUGAGAAAAAUGAAUAUUUAUCAUGGAAAGAAAAAACAUGA